This is a messenger RNA of Centropristis striata (black sea bass), 3520 nucleotides long. It is a transcript of the gene daglb, whose product is annotated as diacylglycerol lipase, beta. The record is from RefSeq and is a predicted model, not a curated record. Bases 824 to 2854 code for a protein of 676 amino acids. The transcript is spliced from 15 exons. Lineage: Eukaryota; Metazoa; Chordata; Actinopteri; Perciformes; Serranidae. Gene Ontology annotation, biological process: lipid metabolic process.
GCCGUAGUGACCACCAGCGGACGGACACUCUCGUUUUCGUUUUCAAAACAAUCCAGCUUUUCACAGUUAGCUAUGUUUCACGUUACACAAACUUCUGGCAUGGAUUGGUAACGUAAAUCAAUAUGUUGAUAUGUUACAAGAUAAACGAUGGCAGUGUUUGCCGUACGGGAUUAGCUUUCUCUUUCUUAGAAUAAUUUAGCUAGACAGCUAAUGUUAGAAGCUAGUCACGCAUAGAUUCUGCUAGCUGCAUUUUAUUAGCAGUAGCAAACGUAAUCAGUGUUAUUCAAACUAUGUGUUGAGAGGUCACAACACUACAUAUAUCAUUAAAGUAAUAGAAUAGCUCUGGCGUUAACUGACAUUAAAUGAGGUGACGUUAUCGGAUCCACAAUAAUUAGCUGGAUCACGCCUAACGGUAGCUGGUAGCUUGUAGCUAGCGCUCCUCGUUACACAUAAAUCAUCUUUUUUUUAUUUAUUUUUUAUUCACAAUAACAAUUUACAAUACAUACAGUAUUUGCCAGGGGGUUACAGAAAGAAACACACCCAAAAUCAGACAAACAUCAAUUCCAAAACAGAGAUCCAAAAUAAACACAGGGUAGGAAACAGAGACAAAACAAAAAAAAUAAAAUAAAUAUAAACAUAAAUCAUCUUUGUGAAUUGAGCAACGCAGGAAAGUGGCGAUAGGAUGUGACAAGGAUGGGCAAAGCUCGUUGCGAACCGAUGUCUCAACAGUGUUUAUUGCUCAAGAGGAUCAUUUCCACUUUAUAGUAGUGGGGGAAGCUGUUAAUAAGCAUCAGAGAGAUAUUUGGGCUCUUCUACCUGUAACAUGCCGGGGAUCGUGGUGUUUGGACGGCGGUGGGGGAUCGCCAGUGACGACCUUGUCUUCCCGGGAUGUGUUGAACUCUUCUUCCGUAUACUCUGGUGGAUUGGCAUCAUGAUCCUGUUCACUUAUCACCAGGGUAAUUUUGAUUGUAAUGGGAGAGGAGUACUUCACAGCUAUCUGGUUGGACUGUUGGUUGUGCUGGCGCUCAUCAUCCUGUCACUGUGUGCUAUUAUCUACGUCAGUGCCCAAGGUACCAUUACAAACCCCGGCCCACGGCGCUCCAUCCCUGCCCUGGUCUACCUGCGAGCUCUCCUCUACCUCCCUGAGCUGGUGUGGGCCUGUCUGGGAGCUUUCUGGGUGUCUGAUGACAGCCAGGGCUGCGAUCCUGCCACAGUGGGUGCUGUCAUCGCAGCAGUGAUCGCCAGCUGGAUCAUCCUGCUGUUCACUGCGUUGGGCGUGGUGUUCACCUUUGACCCGCUGGGCAACCCCCGUCCUCCGCCCACUGCCAUGGAGCCACUGGGAGUCAGAGAGAUGGAGAGCAGCGAGGGCACCCAGUUCCUCUCCACAGCCCGCUCCCUGGCUGUUAAGGUGUGGGAGAGCAGGCUGCGGCUCCUGUGCUGCUGUCUGCCGCAGGACGAAAGUCACCAAGCAGCAUUCUCCAGCAUCUCACAGCUCGUCAGCGGAUUCUUCUCUGACACAGACCUGGUCCCCAGUGACAUAGCAGCUGGUUUGGCUUUGCUGCACCAGGAGCAGGAUAAGAUGGAGCAAAGUAGAGACCCAGAAGUCAUGGUCGAUCACAGCCCUUCCUCUCCCCUCGGAGAAGAUCUGGAGACAGAGCUGGAGAAAGCAGCUCACUGUAUGCAGUUUGCUGCAGCAGCCUAUGGGUGGCCAUUGUACGUUUACUCCAACCUCUUUACUGGGCCCUGCAAACUCAGUGGAGACUGCUGUAGAAGUCAUGCAGCUGAGUAUGACAUCGUUGGAGGGGACCACCUUGGCUGUCAUUUUUCAUCCAUCCUGCAGAGCACUGGUCUGCAGUACAGAGACUUCAUCCAUGUCAGCUUCCACAACCAGAUCUAUGAGAUCCCAUUCUUUGUUGCUCUGGAUCAUAAAAGAGAGGCUGUUCUUGUGGCAGUCAGAGGAACACUGUCACUGAGGGAUGUCCUCACAGACCUGUCUGCUGAAUGUGAGAACCUGCCAAUAGAAGGAGUCUCUGGAGCGUGCUACGCUCAUAAGGGCAUGUGCCAGGCGGCAGGUUACAUCUACAAAAAGCUGAUGAAUGACGGCAUCCUGAACCAGGCUUUCUCCAUCGCACCGGAGUAUAAACUCGUCAUCACUGGUCACAGUCUGGGUGCUGGCACAGCUUCACUGCUCGCUAUCCUCUUACGCAACUCCUUCCCCACCCUGCAGUGCUACUCCUUCUCUCCACCAGGGGGCCUCCUGAGUAAAGCCUUAGCUGAUUACUCCAAGGACUUUGUGGUCUCUGUUGUGCUGGGAAAGGAUCUGGUUCCAAGACUGAGUAUUCCCAAUAUGGAGGACCUGAAGAAAAGGAUCCUUAAAAUAGUUUCUAACUGCAAUAAACCCAAGUACCGCAUCCUGCUGCGCGGAUGUUGGUACGAGCUCUUCGGAGGAGACCCGGAUGACUUCCCCACUGAGAUGGACAACAGGAGGGAGGAGCAGCUUAGCCAGCCACUGUUGGGGGAGGAGUCCCUGAUAAUUCGCCACUCAUCAUCCUAUCAGAGCCUGGCAUCAGAUGACUCGCCCGCCCACACCGCUCCCCACUUACCUCUCUUCCUGCCUGGACGCGUCCUGCACAUCACAGAGGAUGGGCCGUCACGGAGAUCCUGUUUUUCCCAGGUCCGGUACCGUGCAGACUGGUCCAAUGAAAUGGCGUUCAGGAGUAUUUUGAUCAGUCCGAGGAUGCUUUCAGAUCACAUGCCCGACAUUUUGCUCAAAGCACUGAAAAGCCUGACCAGUGACAAGCCCUUCUCCCUCUGUCCGUCGUCCUUAAACAACAGCCAGCACAACACUAUCUGAAUGUGUCAUAGAAGCCCACUUCUAUUUGUAUGUUUGUUUUUCUCCACACCUGAUCCCGUUCAGAUUCUCCAUGCUCUUUAUUUUGCAUCUCGUUUGCAGGCCUGAUCCUAAAGCCCCUUUCUAAUAAAGAUGUUGAGGACACGGAUUGUAAUGUUAAAGGAAUACAUGAAACCAUAGAGCUCAAUUAAUUAACUUGAUCAGUUGACAUGUUGAGGGCAUGAGUACUUUUUGAAACUGCACUUUUAAUUAUUUAAUUCAAACCACUUUUAUUUGUUUUAUUUGAACUCUGAGUUACUCCAUGAGCAACUUUAUGCUAUGAUCUUUGAAUGUGCAUUGUGUACAAUAUAUGACCGAGUGCUGCAGUUUUACUGUGAUGUCAAUGUUCUACAUUUUCUGUUUGAGUGAGUGAGAGCUGUCUGCCUGGCAGAGGCUGCCCCCGUCUCAUAGAUGCUGUCUUCCUUCUCUGUGGGGACGACUGAAGAGCAGUCUGAUCCACCAUGUGAGGAUAAAGAGGUAUUUUUUACCUCAAAAUAUGGACUGAGGCAUCGUGUCUUCAUUGUAUAGUAAUUGUGAUUAGUCGUCUUGUGUUUAUUGUCUUGACAACAUCAGGGUGAACAGUGCCUAUGCAUUACAGAAAAAUAAGUAAACAGUUGUUUUACAGGAAAA